GCAAAAAGGCCCCAUAGUCACAAACAUCAAACUCUUUCCUUAAUGGACGUUAGGAGUAUUUCAGCAAAGUUUUAUUCGUGAUAAAUGUUCUUUUCUGUCAAAAAAAGUAUUCAGCAAUGCGUCGAGGACCGGGAAUUGCUGCCAUUAACAGAAGCAAACUUGCCAAGGAAAGAUAUGCAACAAAGGGUACAGAACUUUCUGAAGCAGAGGUUGCUCAUAUGUCAAAACAAUUAGAAUCCUUCAAAACUUUCCUGGAAAAGUUUGCUGCAAAUCAUCAGGCUGAUAUUAAAAAGAACCCAGAGUUCAGACAACACUUUCAAAAACUGUGUGCAAGAAUUGGUGUUGAUCCAUUAGCAUCCAGCAAAGGUUUUUGGGCAGAAAUUCUUGGUGUUGGUGAUUUUUAUUACGAGUUAGGUGUUCAAAUCACUGAGGUUUGCUUAGCUACAAAAUCAAAGAAUGGUGGAUUAAUAACUAUUGAAGAACUACACAAACUUGUUUUGAAGGGAAGAGGCAAAGCUCGACAAGAUGUAUCAGAGGAUGAUCUCUUGAGAGCAAUAAAAAAAUUGCACGUGCUUGGCUCAGGUUUUCAAGUCAUACCGCUUCAAGGUCGGCAAGUGAUCCAAUCCGUCCCUGGAGAGUUAAAUGUCGAUCAUACUACAUUGCUAGAGACUGCUCAGAAAUCAGGUUACACAUCGAUGUCUAUGCUGUCCUCGGAACUUGGUUGGGAUAAUCACAGAUCUGAACAAGUACUUAAUUAUUUGAUUCAAGAAGGAAUGAUCUGGGUUGACAACCAAGGACCAGGAGAAAAGCUAUACUGGGUUCCGGGCUUUUUCAGGCAACCUUAAACUGUGACCAAAGUCUAUAGACUUUGCUGUGACGCACUCGUACUUUAUAGAAAUAAAUUUGAUUUUGAUAGUUUUAAAGUCAGUUUUCAUUGCAAAAAAUUCACAUCAUUUGCCGAAAGCCAUUUUGCAUUUAUCUCAUUACGUCAUUUUCCUCAGUCUUGACAUUCAGAAGAUUGUCCAAUGACUGUAAAUUGCAACUGCGCAUGCUCGUUAGUUGCUAUAAGCAAUAAUGACUCAAUAAAGACUUUUUCUCGUAGA
This is a messenger RNA of Rhopilema esculentum, 1103 nucleotides long. RefSeq names its product vacuolar-sorting protein SNF8. Gene Ontology annotation, biological process: protein transport to vacuole involved in ubiquitin-dependent protein catabolic process via the multivesicular body sorting pathway. Gene Ontology annotation, cellular component: ESCRT II complex. Lineage: Eukaryota; Metazoa; Cnidaria; Scyphozoa; Rhizostomeae; Rhizostomatidae. The record is from RefSeq and is a predicted model, not a curated record.